UAAAAUAAGAAAUUUGAGUGAUAUACGUUUUUGUGGUUGAUGGUAUUUGACGUGAAAUUUUGGAUUGUAUGUAUUUUUUGAGAUUGUCUCUUUGUACAACCGCUUCCACCUUGUGGAACUGGAUGUCACUUUAUCCGCCUGGUGCAGCGAUGAUAUAACAUUGAUGCCUUGUUUAUAUAGUUUUGGGUCAUAAAUUUGGCAAUGACCUCUAAUGUGCAGCAGGGGUCGCCAAUUACGCCCUCAGCUAAGAGCGACUUCAUUAAUGAACUUUUGUCUAUCGGGGAGGUAUACAGUCCAUUACGUGAGGAAAAAUGGGUUUCUAUGAUGAAACGUGGUCUAUCAUCCUUUGCCAAAGCGCACUGGAACACCUUCGUACGUCGUACUAAUAGGGGUAUACCGCAGAAAUUUAGAUGGGAAAGUUGGAAGGUGGCGAUGAAGUUUGAUGAAAAUGUUGCCACUGCAUCCCCUGAUUACCAUACAUUCGCCUCGCAACCCAAUGAGUAUAUGUCGAUUAUACAAAUUGAUGUGCCGAGAACAUUUCCUGAAUUACAAGUAUUUGACACAGAAGCACAACAGCAGUUGUCUCGUAUACUGCUUGCGUACUCAAAUUACCAUCCAGAGGUUGGGUAUUGCCAAGGAAUGAAUUUUAUUGCUGGCAUGAUUUUGUUAGUUAGCGGCUUUAAUGAGAUGGAAUCAUAUGUGGGUUUCGUCGGUCUCAUGAAGGAAUUGGGGCUUGCUGAAUUUUAUAAACCAUCGUUUCCGCUGAUUCAAAAAUACAUUCGUGCGUUCGAUGCACUUACGGCAGAAAUGUGGCCAGAUUUACAUCGUCAUUUUGAACGUGAAGAGAUAUCGGUUGCUGUUUUCCUCAACCAGUGGUUCCUCACUAUGUUUGUGAUCAUUCUUCCCUUGAGGACUGUUAUAGCCUUAUGGGAUUAUAUUCUGUUCAACGGUCUAUCAAGUAUACUGUCUGUUGCGCUUGGGUUGCAAUAUCUUCUGGCUCCUCAAAUGAAACAGCUGAAGUUCGAGGCUAUAAUGACCUUUUCUAAACACAUUAAGGAAGCUGAUAGCAAGGACGACAUUCGUGUUGGACGUAUCAUCGUGAACCAAGCGUACCGCAUUACCCAAUCACAUGGCAAUAUUGAUGAAUUCAUUCAGCAGCAGGAUGCAUCAUUUGCAUCUGAUUUGGAGCCUUCAACCCAAUUCGUCCCACCUGAUGAUUCCAACAGUUCUCGGUCCUCCAGCUCGAGGCGCGGCAAGUCUAACACUCUGAUGAGUCUAGUGUCUCAACUAGGGAUUGUACAAUCACCAAAUGAUGAUGUAGGGCUGCUAUAAACGCAAUUGUAUCACAGAGC
Messenger RNA from Babesia bovis T2Bo, 1352 nucleotides. Its product is annotated as Rab-GTPase-TBC domain family protein. Bases 202 to 1332 code for a protein of 376 amino acids. The transcript is spliced from 8 exons. NCBI's taxonomy places the organism in Eukaryota, Apicomplexa, Aconoidasida, Piroplasmida, Babesiidae. The record is from RefSeq and is a predicted model, not a curated record.